GAUCUCCACUGAGGCCCUGGAAGCCUGCCGCCUGUCUGCUGCACGUUCCUCAGCGCCAUGAACGACAUCUACAAAGCAGCGGUUGAGCAGCUCACAGAUGAGCAGAAAAAUGAGUUCCGCGCCGCCUUCGACAUCUUCGUGCAGGACGCGGAGGACGGCUGCAUCAGCACCAAGGAGCUGGGGAAAGUGAUGAGGAUGCUGGGACAAAACCCCACCCCCGAGGAGCUGCACGAGAUGAUCGACGAAGUGGACGAGGACGGCAGCGGGACGGUGGACUUUGAGGAGUUCCUGGUGAUGAUGGUGAGGUGUAUGAAAGACGACAGUAAAGGGAAGUCCGAGGAGGAACUGGCUGAACUCUUCCGCAUGUUCGACAGGAAUGAAGAUGGUUAUAUAGACCUGGAGGAGCUGAAGAUGAUGUUGGAGGAGACGGGAGAGACCAUCACUGAGGACGACAUCGACGAGCUGAUGCAUGACGGAGACAGAAAUAACGACGGGAGAAUCGACUAUGAUGAGUUUAUGGACUUCAUGAAAGGUGUGGAGUAGAGUGUGAUGGUGCAGACAGGACGAGCCGAGCAUCGGCGUCCAGCAGUGAGAAUUUAACAGUCAAUGUAACAUCAGUGACGUAACGCUUAUGAUGAAACGUUCACAUGUGUACAUAAAAUGGGCAAAACCUC
Messenger RNA from Clarias gariepinus (North African catfish), 674 nucleotides. It is a transcript of the gene tnnc1a, whose product is annotated as troponin C type 1a (slow). The record is from RefSeq and is a predicted model, not a curated record. Gene Ontology annotation, cellular component: myosin II complex. Bases 58 to 543 code for a protein of 161 amino acids. Gene Ontology annotation, molecular function: calcium ion binding. The transcript is spliced from 6 exons. NCBI's taxonomy places the organism in Eukaryota, Metazoa, Chordata, Actinopteri, Siluriformes, Clariidae.